Molecule: messenger RNA, 1359 nt
Organism: Chenopodium quinoa (quinoa)
Lineage: Eukaryota; Viridiplantae; Streptophyta; Magnoliopsida; Caryophyllales; Amaranthaceae
Product: biotin carboxyl carrier protein of acetyl-CoA carboxylase-like
Exons: 9
Coding region: 213-1031 (272 amino acids)
Source: RefSeq, a predicted model, not a curated record
GCACGGCCGUGAAGAGUGAACUUUCACAGUUAAGACACAAAGAAAGAGGGGCGGACAUUUCGAAGCAAUUUUGGGCAAUACUACUACUUCCUCACCUUCUCCUCCAACUUCUUAAGACUUUCUUCUUACUACCUCACCUUCUUUCUCUCUCAUCCCACAGAUCUCCUCCAUUUUUCCCUGCAUUUUCUCGUUUGAUUCUUCACUUCAUUUUCAUGGAGACUGCUGCCUUCCGUCUUUCUGCUGGCAGCAUUUCACAUGCUUCUUCUUCGCUUGAGAAGCCUGCCUGGCCAACUGUGGUUCGAUCUCACUGCCAAACUCUCGCUGUUGGAAAGCUCACCUCCUCCUCAAGGCAAGCAAGACUUGUAGUGUCAUGUGCAAAGACACCUGAAACAACCGUGUCAUCCAAUUCUGAUGCUCCAGUAAACAACAGAUCAAAAGGCUCAAUAGAGAAGCAUGCUGUGCGCACCACUUUCCCCAAUGCAUUUGAGGCAUUGCUCUUGGAGGUUUGUGAUGAAACAAGUGUUGCUGAGGUACAGCUAAAGGUUGGAGAUUUUGAGAUGCAUCUUAAGAGAAAUGUUGGAGCAAUGCAUGCUCCGGUUCCAAUUGCACCACCUAUCCCAAGUGAACCCAUGGUUCAAUCAGCUCCUGCCCCACCUUCAGCAUCAGCUGCAAAACCCUCUCUUGAAAAGACCGGUCUCUUUGCAAGUGCCUCCUCGGCAGUAUCCUCAAAGUUGGCUUCUCUAGAAGCCUCUUCUGGAGCCAAUGGGUUUAAAUUAGUAUCAUCACCAACAGUGGGCUCGUUCCGGAGAGGAAGAACAGUAAAGGGCAAAAAGCAGCCUCAUAACUGUAAACAGGGUGAUAUUAUCAAAGAGGGACAAGUGAUUGGUUAUAUUGAUCAAUUUGGAACUGAGCUUCCUGUCAAGUCGGAUGUAGCUGGUGAAGUCCUGAAGCUGCUCUUUGAGGAAGGAGAAGCUGUAGGCUAUGGUGACCCCCUUAUUGCUGUUUUGCCAUCAUUUCACGGCCUCAGAUGAAUGUCACCUCUUUGAUCUGUCGAUUCUGCAUUUAUUUCAUUCCGUUUCAGCCACCCUAAUGUUUCAAUUAGUUACUGGUUUAUGGUUGCUUCUUGUUCUUCAAUUAAAAAGAGAACUUAGAUGUAGAUAUUUGCUGCCAUUUAGCAGCAUUUUGAAGCAAAAGGUAAGAAGAAUCUGUUCAAUUACUGAACGAUGAUUUUCUUAGUUGGACAAAAAACAGCAUACAUUAUAUCAAUUUGUUACAUUUGUAUCUCAGUGUUGUAUGUUCUUGAUACAUUGAAUUCGGAAGCAGGUAUUUCUCUCAAUUUUAUGAGCUUUAGUUGUUCUA